AUGGCAAAUCGAACACCACGACCGCCACCAAUUAUCAAUGAAAGAGAGCACUACAAUGCUAAACCUCCAAUAUUUGAUGGAGAAAGAUUUUAUUACUCGAAGGACAGAAUAAAAAUUUUCUUUCUUGGCUAUGAUGUUGAUCUAUGGGAUAUCAUAGUCGAUGGCUACAAAAAUCCCGUUGAUGCAAGAGGAAAUAAGGUCGAAAGAAGAAGUACGAACGACCAACAAAAGAAAAAGUAUAAGAAUCAUCACAAAGCUAGAACCAUUCUGUUGAAUGCGAUUUCUUAUAUGGAGUACGAAAAAAUAACAAAUAGAGACUCUAAUAAGUCUAUAUUUGAUUAUUUAAGAAUGACUCGUGAAGGAAACGCUCAAGUAAAGGAGACCAAGGCUCUUGCCUUGAUUCCAAAAUAUGAAGCUUUCAAGAUGGAAGAUAAUGAAACUAUUGAGAACAUGUUCUCAAGGUUUAAAACUCUUGUUGUAGGUCUUAAUGUCCUAAACAAAGGGUAUUCUACUUUAGAUCACGUGAAGAAGAUUAUCAAAAGCUUGCCAACCAAAUGGAGGCCAAUGUUAAUUGUACUCAAACUUGCCAAAGAUCUGAACAACACAUCUCUUGAAGAACUUAUUAGUUCUUUGAGAAUUCAUGAGAUAGAGCUAGAACAAGAUGAACCUCAUAAAAAAGGAAAAUCUGUUGCUCUAAAGUGCACAAGAAAGUCUGAAAAGCCUAAAGCUUUUCAAGGUGAAGAGGAAGAAGAUUCAUCCGAAAAUUCUGAUGAGGAUGAAGAUGAACCAUUUCUUCUUUCCAGAAGAGUAAACCAACUCUGGAAAAGGAAGCAAGGCAACAAGUUCAAAGGAGCUAGAAUGACAGGUGGUCGCUUCGAGUCUACUUAUAGGUUAAGGAAGUUUGGUAGCAGCAAGGAAGUUACCUGCUAUGAGUGCAAAGAGUCGGGCCAUUACAAGAACGAGUGCCAAAAGAUCCAUAAGGAGAAUCCAAAUAAGAAGUUCUUCAAAGGAAAUAAGAAAGGGCUUAUGGCAACAUGGGAUGAUUCUGAUUCUUCAGAAGAUGACUCCGAAGAAGAACAAGCUAAUGUGGCACUAGUGGCCAACAUUAUAGGAUAUGGUGUAGAGAUCCAUCUAGGAGCUGAAUCUGAAUUAGACUCAGAUAUAAAAGAGGAACUUCAGAUCAAAUUCAAGGAACUAAAAAAGGUCCAUGAGUCUGUCUCUGAAAAACACAGUAAGCUUAAGGAAGAAUUCUCCAUUUUAAAUGAAGAAAACAUUUAUCUUAAGGAUGAAAACUCUACCCUUAAAAGUAUGAGUUCUACACUUGAGAAGGAAAUUCCUCCCAAAGUUUCUGAAAGUACUGAUGAUGUCAUAAGCAAAUAUGACAAGGCUUUCCAAAAAUUUCUAGCUAGAAGCAUAGGUAGAAGCAUGUUGGCUUCAAUGAUCUAUUGCGUUAGCAAAAAUGUGACAAAAGGCAUUAGUUAUGAUUUUGAUGAAGAAUCUGAUUCUGAGCAAAAAGUUAAACCAAAUGUUCUCCACUCGCACUUUGUUUUGUCUGGUUGUGGGCCUAAGACGAAACCUCCUCCUAAACCAAAGGUAAAACCAAUAGCUAAAAUGUUUCGUUUUAAUUCUUGCAAAUAUGUUUAUUUUGCUCCCAAACCCAAAGUUUUCAAAAACUCUGGGAAAUCUAACAAAAAAGGACCCAAGAAGUUAUGGGUGUCUAAGAAACUAAUAAUCUAUGUUGCAGAUAUCCUUAGCAGCAAAGUUAAGACACCAGUUAUGGUACCUGUACUCUAG
Vicia villosa (hairy vetch) is the source of this 1794-nucleotide messenger RNA. RefSeq lists its product as uncharacterized. The coding region runs from base 1 to 1794 and encodes 597 amino acids. Gene Ontology annotation, molecular function: nucleic acid binding; zinc ion binding. Lineage: Eukaryota; Viridiplantae; Streptophyta; Magnoliopsida; Fabales; Fabaceae. The transcript has 2 exons. The record is from RefSeq and is a predicted model, not a curated record.